AUAUAUUUGUGUAGGAAUUUAAAAAUUACAAUCAAAGUUAAUUGAAAGUAGUUUUUGGAAAUUAUUUUCGAAAUUUAAUUUUUUUUAUAAGUCUACAGCUAAGCCUACAUCUAAAUUUGUGUUCAAAAGUCUAUAAUAGAAAUGUUCAAAUAAAUAGAGAAUUGAAAUUUGAUAUAUCAAAAAAAUUAAUAAAUUGACAGUGUUCGUAGGGUUAAUUACUGUAAGAAAAAAAUAAUAUUUUUUCUUUAUAAAACACUGUUCGAUCCAAAGUACAAAAAAAAUUUUAAUAUAUCAACGACUUUGAAACGUUGUUAAAUCGAUAUUGUAUCCACUCACUUCUGUAUAAUACACUUACGUACUUUAAUGUGCGUUUAGUUUGUUAAUCUAGAACAGCAUAAUUCGAAUUUAAAUCAUAAUCGAAAUAAAUAAUUCAGUCAUCAGCUGUUUUAAUUUCAAGUGGACAUUUCACAUUUGUCUCGUGAAAUUAUUAUAACCAAUGUACAUAAUCUAUAUUUCAACUUUGUGAAAUAAUCCCUGAAAUGGAAUUAUAAUUUUAAAGUGUGCAAAUCUUGGUGCUAAUUUUUGUGUUUCCUUAAUUCAUACAGUGAUUUUUAAAAAUGGCAAAUGCGGUCCAGUGUAUACAAUUGCAAAAGACUGAGCUGUACAGACACAAUUCAGGGGGAGAUGUUCAGAAAUGUUAUCGAAGACCUGUAAUGCCUUUUUUGGAUUUGGGUGUUUCGAAAUUUAAAUUGUCAAGCCAUUUGGAACAAAAAUCUGUUGAAGAAACCCUACGAAAUGCAGAAAUGCAACGUAAUAUGUUACCAUCAAGAUUGGAAUAUGUUCAAAAUAGGGGAACUCAAACCGAUUAUAGAGAGAAUGAGACUCAAACAUCUCCAUGGGAACCGUCUUAUAAAAUAUCCCCAGGUCAUAACCCGGAAGUGCUGGCAUUGGCACAUUUAACAUGGAAAGAAGGACUCCCAGUUGGGAUGCACGAAGUAGAAAUAAUUAACAGGAUGAGAAUCAGAAGAGCCUGGGAAUCAAUUCUUCCUCCGAUGGAUUCUGAAACUAAUAUUAAACUUCGAGCAAGCAUCAUGACAGCUUUGGAAGCUGACCAUUGGUCUUUUAGAGAAGCUGAGAUUGAUUUUAUAAUGAAUAUGCGAAUGGACCUAGCCCAGAAAGUAAUGGAAAAUAGAAACUACAAGUGGGAUGAGAAAAGAAAAGAUCGUUUUAGAAAACUCGGCAGUAAUUUAAGCCAAAGACGGGAUAAGGAAAUACAAAAUAUAAGGCAAAAGUUUGGACGAGAGCUUCGCAAAUUGUCCAUGAAGCAUCGUUGUAAAACGGGGAAAAAAUACAAAUGCCAGGAUAUUAUAAAACAACAUGCAGAUCGAGCUUCUGAAUUGUACGCACCACAAAUGCGAUUUGGUGAAAAUCCUCAGAGACGUCAUGAAGUUUUUCUAAAGAAGUUUUUUCGAGAGGAUUUCAUUGAUAGAGCCGAAAAGGUAGAUACAAGACCAAAAAACUUGCCAACAAUAAAAGAAUUGAAAUCCAUAAAACCAAAGGCCAAACCGGAAGAGUUGUGCACUCGAGAGACGAGAUGGAAUGAUCAGAAAUUGGAAGAACUCUAUGAAGAAUUGAAAAGGAUCAGAUUAAAUGUAGAGCCAGUUGAGUCGACACAUUUUUUUGAACGAAAGCCAAAACUACAAAAUGUUCCAUCGACGCCUUUGAGAGUUGGAGAGAAGAAUAUUGAAAAUGUGUUGGAUCAGUCUGCUGUCUUAAUUCAAAAAACAGUCAGAGGCAGAGCGAUUCAGUUCAUGAUGUUUGAAGGUCGAGAAAGGUGUCGAGAAUUAAUCAAAGAACUUCGAUCAACUCACGCUCUUCAACAUCACGACAAAAAGUCCCUCCACAAGGAAAAAACGAAAAUUUUGAGUUUGCAGCAUGAGGAAAAUUUCAGAACGAAGCAGGAGAAUCGCUUGAGUGAAAUUCUGAGUUCUCUGGAAGGCAAGGCAGUUUCAGGAAUGCUGGAUUUCUUAAGCAAAGAAUUGUUGAGGCUUCAAGAUGAACGAAGAGCGCAUGCUUUUGCAUUGCUUGCCGAAAGAGAAAGGGCUAAAAGAGAAACCGCAGAAGCUGGAAGAAGACAAGUUGAACGUCAUCGACGAAGAGAAUUGGACGAAAUUUUCAGACAAAUGGUUAAAGUCAAUCAGGAUUCGGUGGAAACGUAUCUCGAAGAUAUUAUCAAGGAAGGAAUUGAUUGGGUUUCUGAAAAAGAAGCUAAAGAAUAUGUUAUGACUCUAGCUGAUAAAAUAGAUAGGGUUUCAAAAUACGCUGCUGCAAAUGCUGCAGAAUUGGAUGAGGAAGAAAUGGUUUCUGAUAUGGUCUACAAUUUCGUAUUGCCCGAAGUGGAGAAAGAGAUUGUGAGAAAAAAAAUACGGGAUAAACAACGAGGAUAUUUGGGAGCAGCGCAUGCAGCAAUUUAUAACGAAAUUUUAGAUCUUCCGACUGGAGAAGAAUCAGAAUUAGAAUCAGAAUUUGAGAAGACAUCUGAAAAGACUGACGAAGAAGAAUCGAUUAAAGUUUCAACAUCCGAAACAGAAGAAAUUCUCGACCAGGGAGAUUACAAAAAUAUGAUCGGGACCGUGAUUGACCAAAUUAUGUCUUACGUUAUUCCAGGCGAAAACGAGGAUCUUAUUCGUGAUGUAUUAAACCAAGCAAUAUCCGAAACCUUGGAAACUGAUCAAGCCGAAUCGACAAAUGAAUUUUCAAUUUCAUCAGAUUCGAUCUUUUCCGACUCGCCUUAACCAAAUAAGUUCUAAAAGGUGUUGAAUUCCCAGCUCUCAGCAUUUUUCUCAAGCGAUAUGAAAAUAAAAAUGGCCUCUAUUUAAUCUUUGCCACAACUUUUAUUGCAUAAAGCCUCAAGUAAAUUUUUACAAAUCGUCAAACUUCGCCUAGAGGAAAGAGGAAUACAAUAAAAGCAAGGCAACGUUCAAGCUUCUAUGACUAAUGAAUAUGCAAAUAAAAUUUCAGUUUAACCCUAAAAUCAUAUUCUAAAAUAUUCGUUAUUCGUUAGAAACCAGUAUUGAUUAGGAAAAUAUUACUGUGUUUGCAAUAAUUUCUUACUCCUUACAACAACUUAGUCAUUUUUUAAAUGGAUUAGAAAAAAUUGCUAAUUACUCGAAAAUUUGCAUUCUUUAUUAAUUUCGCCGUG
Messenger RNA from Belonocnema kinseyi, 3202 nucleotides. RefSeq names its product cilia- and flagella-associated protein 91-like. The transcript has 11 exons. The record is from RefSeq and is a predicted model, not a curated record. NCBI's taxonomy places the organism in Eukaryota, Metazoa, Arthropoda, Insecta, Hymenoptera, Cynipidae. Bases 618 to 2795 code for a protein of 725 amino acids.